UUUUCUUCCACUGACUCUCUGUCUUCUUAACUUGACUUGAAGGGACUCUCUCGCAAGCUUCCCUCCCAAGGAGAGAUCAUAUGGAUGAUGAUGAAUAUGCCAAGCUCUUCCGUAGAAUGAAUCCCCCCAGAGUUGUAAUAGACAACAACGCUAGCGAUGAUGCCACUGUUAUUCAGGUUGAUAGUGUGAACAAACAGGGGACCCUCUUGGAAGUUGUCCAAGUCCUCACUGAUAUGAAUCUUGUCAUCAAGAAAGCUUACAUCUCUUCUGAUGGCGGUUGGUUCAUGGACGUCUUCAAAGUCAUCCACCAAGAUGGCAACAAGAUCACUGACACUCAACUCCUUGACUUUAUCCAAAUGAGGAUAGAGCGCAACGCUGGCUGGUUUAUUCCACCUUUAAGAAGCUCAGUUGGUGUCAUGCCCUCUGACGAAUACACCACCAUUGAGCUCGCUGGAACCGACAGACCCGGUCUCUUGUCUGAAGUAUCUGCUGUUCUCACAGACCUUCACUGCAACGUUGUCAACGCUGAGAUAUGGACUCACAACACCAGAGCUGCUGCAGUUAUUCACGCCACCGACAAUACUACUAAUUCAGCUAUUACGGACCCACUCCGCCUUUCCACCAUAAAACAUCUGCUCUGCAAUGUAGUUGGGACCAACAGCGGCUCCAGGGCUGCAAAAACCGUCUUUUCAUCUUGUUCUGAUACACACAGGGAGAGGCGCUUGCAUCAGAUCAUGUUUGAUGACAGGGAUUACGAGGGAGUCGUCAAAAGACCAAGGACAUCAAGGCCCUGUGUCACACUAACAAACAUUGACAAGGAUUAUACCGUUGUUACCAUGAGGUCCAAAGAUAGACCAAAGCUUGUGUUUGACGUAGUCUGUACCUUGACUGAUAUGCAGUAUGUGGUGUUCCAUGGCAUGGUCAGCACAGAACCACUAGAGGCUUAUCAGGAGUUUUACAUCCGUCAUGUAGAUGGACUUCCCAUAAACUCAGAAGCCGAGCAAGAACGUGUUAUCCAAUGUCUUGAAGCAGCCAUUGAGAGAAGAACCUCCGAGGGUUUAGAGCUGGAAUUAUCAGCAGAAGACAGAGUUGGUCUCCUCUCAGACAUAACUAGAACAUUUCGAGAGAACAGCUUAACUAUUGUGAGAGCAGAGAUUUCAACGCGAGAGGGUAAGGCUAAAGACACGUUCUACGUUACAGACGUUACAGGAAGCGCUGUUGAAUCAAAAAUCGUGGAGUCAAUAAGAAAAGAGAUAGGAGUAAGCAAGCUGAAGGUGAAGGAAUGCUCUGUUCUUGGUACAAGCAGCAGGGGCUCGCAAGAAACAACAAUGGGGUAUUUGCUUAGCAACAUCUUCAAAUGUAAGCCUCUCCAGUAACAUGUUGUCUCAUAAAGUAUGUGCUAAUUGUAUAUAUACUAUAAUUAGACAGGGUUUAGGGUUAGGUAGGGCAUCAUCUCAUAAGCUAAGCUGGUUGCAAAAAUGUAGCCGUCUUCUGAAACAAAAAGUGGAGAAAUCCCAUUUGUAAAAUUGUGUGGUCAAAUAACAGGAUGAUGAACCUGUUUAUGUAUCA
This is a messenger RNA of Brassica oleracea var. oleracea, 1569 nucleotides long. RefSeq names its product ACT domain-containing protein ACR6. The transcript has 6 exons. NCBI's taxonomy places the organism in Eukaryota, Viridiplantae, Streptophyta, Magnoliopsida, Brassicales, Brassicaceae. The coding region runs from base 81 to 1376 and encodes 431 amino acids. The record is from RefSeq and is a predicted model, not a curated record.